GGUUUAAUGUUAUGACCGUUGUAUAAAAUUAAACAUUUUUCAAAAUGUGUGAUAAUGUUAAUAGUAAUCCAUUUGUUGGUUUAUUUACACUCAACAAUGAAACAGCUUUUAUUUCCCAAGAAGUAGUUAACAAUAUACCUAAUGAAAGUAUAAACUUUGAAAAGGAUGGUAUCUCGCAAGUUCAAACGGAAGAGCAAAGUUUAGGAAUAGCUUCAAAUAAUAAUGAAUUGGAAAAAAUUAAAUUUGAAGAAUUGAUUGCAGAUGUAUUUGGAAUCAUACUGCGUCAAUGGAAUAUAAAAACAUCUACUCGACAACUUGUUUUCAUUGACACAGAUUCAAUAGAACAUGCUAUUUUUGAAAGGUUAUUAUUAACAAAUCCAAAUUCUAUGUUGAUAUCUAAGGAAACUACCAAAAAAGAGGACUUGGAUAAUCAUUUUAUUCAAUCGGAAAUUGUAACUUACCUUUUUGAGUGUUAUCGUAGAUUACAGCGAUAUAAAAAAAGUGAUGGAUUUUAUGAUAUAGUUGAAAAUAUUCAAGUAAUAAUUAUGCGUAAUAUUAGUACUGCCUUACAGGAACCUGAAAUAUUUCUAGAUCAAGAGGUUUAUAUACAGUUUAUAUCAUUGUUUAAGGAUGGUGGAAAUACUUGCUCUGAUUUAAUAUCAUUUAUUAAUGAUGUAAUAAAAUAUCUGUGUUUAGAAAAUAAGGGAUCUGAAACAGAAAUUAUUAAUAUAACAUUUAGUUCAAUUCUUAAUAUAAUACAUAAAGAAGUGGAUAAUAGUGAUCUUCUUCAAUUCAAACAAUAUUGGUUUUCUAUUUUACAAAUUUUUGCUAUAAUAGAACCUUUAGCAAAACUUAUAAUUACUCAUAGUAGUAUUAAAAGCAGAAAUGGUAAAGCUUAUGCUGAUACAUUAUUGGGGUCUUUAUUGAAUCUUAGUUGUUUACCAAAAACAAUUAAUGGACCUUAUUAUUUUUAUAAUAAACCAUUUGAGCAGCAAAAUUCAAUAAUUGAUCAAAAUAUAUGGAUUGCAUUAGAUGGAUUAAGCGAAUCAUUGCAUAAAAUUUUUCAUGCCUUGCUCAAGUGUUCGUAUGAAGUUCGUCAUAUGACUUUACUGUGGAUAGGAGAUUGUAUACAUGCAAAUGAAAAUCGUGGAAAAUUAUGGAAUUCACAUAAUGAAAUUAUUGAUGAUAAAUCAGUAUCAGAUGGAUUUAUGCUUAAUUUAGGAAAUGUUUUACUAAAAUUAUGUCAGCCAUUUUGUUCAAAACCAAAUGAUAUUAAAAUUUUAAAAAUAGAUCCUACAUAUUGUGUUGCUCAGGUGAAUGAAAAUGAACAUUACGAAGAACGAUUACAUGUGAUAAGUUUGAGUUCAAGAACUUGUUUGAUUCCCACACCAGAAGGUGAAAAUCGUUUAAUGGCAACUUCUUUUAAUUUUAUGACUGAAUGUUUUUAUCUUACACAUCUUUCUCUUGAUCUUGGUUAUCGCAUUAUUUUAGAAAAGCUAUUUAAAGUAAGUCAAGACUUAGCAAGAAUUCAAAGACUUUAUAAUGAUGUUAGACAUGGAAGUACUUCUGAGGUCAGUGAACUUAUAACUGAAAGAAUGGAAAACCAUAUGGCAAAAUAUUUAACAAUGAAAGCAAGCUUAUUAACUCCUGAUAUACUUAAUCUUUUAGCAAAAUUCCAUUCAGCAACUGCUUUCUGGUUAAUUCAAGUAAAUAUAGAUACAAGAUUGCAAGAAUUAAAUCAAGAUACUUAUGCUCCUUGUGUGUAUAAAGUUAUUACAUUUCCUUUUUCUGAAAGAGUUCCUGAAACUUUGAGAUGUAUACCUGAGUUUAUAAUUGAAAAUACUAUAAGUUUUUUAUGUUUUCUUCGACGUUGGUGUCCUAAUAUUUUUGAAGAGCAGGGUCCGAACUUCUUAAAUCCAAUUUUGACAGAGGUAGUUGCUUUAAUGGAAUCUCCAACUAGACUUCAUAAUCCACAUUUACGUGCUCGAUUAGCAGAAGGACUUGAAGCACUUUUACCUAAUAAUGAUCAUAUAAAUAAUCAUUCUACAGCAAGUCUUGGAAUAUAUCAUAGGCAACAACUUUUUCUUACACAUCCUCAUAAACACAUAAUUGUACAGAAUUUACUGCAUGUUUUUGUAAGUAUUGAGAUGACUGGGCAGAGUGUUCAGUUUGAACAAAAAUUUAAUUAUCGCAGACCAAUGUAUACAGUAAUGGCGUAUUUAUGGAAAAUACCAGAAUAUCAAAAUAAUUUUAAACAAUUAGCAGAUGAAGCAUUGGUUAAUAUGGAAGCUCCUCAGCCACCUCUUUUUUUGAGAUUCAUUAAUCUUUUAACAAAUGAUGCUGUAUUUUUACUUGAUGAUGCACUUUCAAACAUAGCACAGUUGAGACAAAUGAUAAACGCACGAGAUAGUGGGGAAUGGGAUAAGCUUUCUCAGCAUGAAAAAGAGCAACAACAUUAUUACCUUGAGCAUAUUGGAACAAUUGCAAGAUUUAACAAUAUUUUAGGCAGAGAAACAAUACAAACAUUAAAAAUUUUAACAUCUGAGAUAAAAUCAGUAUUUUGUCACGCGACAAUGGUGGAUCGUAUAGCUUCUAUGUUAAAUUAUUUACUUUUGCAAUUAGUAGGUCCAAACAAAAAAAAUUUAAAGAUCAAACACCAAAAAGAAUAUGAUUUUAAUCCAGCUAAUCUUGUUUUAAAUAUAUGUGAAAUUUAUAUUAAUUUAAGUAAAAAUGAUAAUUUUACUCUUGCCGUCUCACAGGAUGGGCGAUCUUAUAGUUAUGAAUUAUUUAAAUUAACUAUAGAAGUUUUAGUCCGUAUUGGUGGAGUUGGAAUUUUAAAUGACCUUGACAUGUUUGCAAAAAAGGUGAAUCAAACUGCAAUUCAAAAGAAAGAAGAAGAAGAAAUUUUAGUAGAUGCUCCUGAAGAAUUUCUUGAUCCUAUUAUGUCAACGCUAAUGACGGACCCUGUUGUUCUACCAUCGUCAAAAACUAUAAUCGACCGUCAAACUAUAGCAAGGCAUUUACUAAGUGAUCAAACAGAUCCUUUUAAUAGAUCUCCUUUAACAAUGGAUAUGGUUACAACAGAAGUUUGUCUCAAAGUUCAAAUAGAAAAAUGGAUAGAACAAAAAAGAAAAGAACGACAAACUUCUAAUUAUGGUAAUUAAUAAAAUGCGAUGCUUAGGAAUGUACAAAAUGUGAACGUUGUAAUUAUUUUUGUUUUUUAUAUUUUAGUUAAAAAUUUUAUAAUUUUACAAAUCUUUA
Ceratosolen solmsi marchali is the source of this 3261-nucleotide messenger RNA. It is a transcript of the gene Ube4A, whose product is annotated as Ubiquitination factor E4A. Lineage: Eukaryota; Metazoa; Arthropoda; Insecta; Hymenoptera; Agaonidae. Gene Ontology annotation, molecular function: ubiquitin-ubiquitin ligase activity. Gene Ontology annotation, biological process: ERAD pathway; ubiquitin-dependent protein catabolic process; protein polyubiquitination. The record is from RefSeq and is a predicted model, not a curated record. The transcript has 14 exons. The coding region runs from base 45 to 3164 and encodes 1039 amino acids. Gene Ontology annotation, cellular component: ubiquitin ligase complex; nucleus; cytoplasm.